AUGUACCUUUUACCUAAUUGUAUCGACGAUUUGAAAUACAGUGACUUUUGGAAGGACACGGAGGAACCUUCGCUUAAUAAAUUCCUGAAUUUCCGAUUACGCCAAAGUAAUUUGGAAGAUAGUGAAGUGGAGCAUCGUCGGUACAAGGAUGAACUGAAGAGUAUUAGGAAAUACUAUGAUGAAGAAUCUGAAAUUGGGAAGAAACGCGAUAAAAACUCGGCAGAGGUAAAACUUUUCUGGGAAUUACAAGCGAAAAAACAAGAUAUUUUUAAGGAGAUCAGAUUACUUGAGGAGAGAUGCAAGUUACUUGAAAAGGAGCAAACCGAAAUGGAGAACAAAAUGUGCCUUAAACAGACCCAACAUAUUUUGGAUGCGACGAAGAAGACCGUAGAUCAAGGCAUUUCAUUACAAACAUCAAUUAUAGAAAAAUUUAGGAAACGUGUGCUGGAUGAGCCGUAUGCAUUUUGCGAACCACCAAAAAGGAGAACCAAAGUCACUAAUGAUAUAAUCGCAGAAUCUCAUUCUGAAUCUAAUGAAAAGACAGACAUAACUGAAGAUAGUGAAAUAAUCGCAGAAUCUCAUUCUGAAUCUAAUGAAGAGAUCGAUACAGAAGUGAUUAACAUAACUGAAGAUGAUGCAGAAAUCAAGAGUCUUACCGAGGACGAAGUAGAAAUCCGUAAAAAGUUAUUCAAAAUUCUGGUCGCACGCCAAGAAAAAGACACGAAAGUCGGAAAAGAUUUUUUGACAUCAGUAUCCCUUAACGGUAUUAUAGAUUUAUCAGACGAUGAGACGCACAAACAGAUUAAAAAGUCCUUGAAUAAGGAUCAAAUUUCUUGGCUUGAAGGGGUCCUCCAGAAAAAAAUUUGGAAACCUACUCCGGAAUUUACGGAAUAUAUCAACCAAUUCACGGAAGAAACCUGUACUCGAACCAAUAUUCCAACAAUUGUUCGCAAAUCCUGUGUUACUGGGAGAUUUGAUUCUUUUUAUCACGAAGCGCAUGAUAUUGCCCAGCAUAUACUAACACAUUUUUCUUUACGCUUAGAAGCACCAAUGAGAGUCGAGUACAAAGGCCUCAAUUUAGAAAGAACUUAUGCUAUAGACACAAUAAUUUACAUUUUAAAUAGGUUAUUUAGGAUGUACCAAGACGAGUUGGAUGUUGCUUGGAUUGAACAAGUUACUCCAGAUACAAAAAAACAUAAAUUCGAUGGGUUAUAUAAAGUUAUUAGCACAAGAGGCAAAGGUCAAACUAUCGUCAUUAUUGAAUUUUCACGUGGAAGAACAACUCCCAUGUCCAAGAGAGAUGGUGAUUCGCUUAAGCUUUGUCGAAACGCUAUGAGAACCUUAAAUGUAUUGUUAGGAAAGGUACCCAAGGAGCGUGCACGCAUCUACUUAGUGCAGUCAUUUGACGGAUUUGUUGAAAUUAAGUAUUUAAUUCGACCACUGCCAAAAAUCUACAUGCUACAACAAUUCGGGCGCAUCAAAAUACCUGUCACCUUUAGUGAUUUCGAACAGUUUUCAAGGGACAUAAUAUGUUUGAUGGAUUGGCAGACAGAUGUCUUGUCAACAGCCAGAGCAAUAAAUAAAGCAACCACUAAUGUUAUGGUAGAUAAUAAUAAUAUUUGCAUAACUUCGGUAGACGACACUCCACAAAAGAAAAAAGAUAAAAACCAAUCCUUACCGAAAUCUCCGUCUCCCGAUUCCUCAUGUCCCAGUUCUCCAUCUCCCGGUUCCACUUCGACGAGUCGCGAUUUGAUGCGUCAUCUGGAUUCACCACUUCAUGAGAAAAUCGAUCUAAAUGAUUUAGAUAAUACACUAUUUAGAUCAACAAAUUCAAAAAAAUGA
Molecule: messenger RNA, 1842 nt
Organism: Ambispora leptoticha
Lineage: Eukaryota; Fungi; Glomeromycota; Glomeromycetes; Archaeosporales; Ambisporaceae
Source: the annotation of a GenBank genome assembly